Molecule: messenger RNA, 1084 nt
Organism: Macrobrachium nipponense
Lineage: Eukaryota; Metazoa; Arthropoda; Malacostraca; Decapoda; Palaemonidae
Product: protein fem-1 homolog A-like
Exons: 2
Coding region: 26-1084 (352 amino acids)
Source: RefSeq, a predicted model, not a curated record
UGUUAUUCGGUACUGGAAAUCAGCUAUGAGCCACAGGUACGUAGAUGGUGUCCUGACUUAUCCAAAAUCCGAACUGAAUUUGGAAGGUCCUGCACACGAGGAGUUCAGAGAAGUCACCACCUUAGAGCAACUAGAGGCCCUAGACACUGACUUCGAGUCAGUCCAACGUCAGUCUCUCCUCGUGAAGGAGAGGGUUUUAGGACCCGAUCAUUUUACUACAAUGCUAUAUAUCCGGGACGCAGGUCUCGACUACGCAAAUGACGGUGCUUUCAAACAAUGCAUCAACCUGUGGGUUCACGCUAUCGAAGUGCAAUAUUUCCGACUAAAACCACUCAACCACGCUAGGCUCUACCACUUCAAGUCAUUCUUGGGGCUGUUUUCAUCCCUGACGGACGCAGAGCAUCUAAGUAACUGGAAUUGUCAACCUAAUGAUUUUUUCGAUGAAAAAGGCGCGAGGGAAUUGAAUCUGGUUGUUUCCGAAUUAGAUCAAAGCGACAUUUCCGUGAAGAAGCUAAAUGAAUCACACCUUAACGAGUGUGUUGCAAUCAUCAUGCAUUUAUUAGUAUCGUUAACAAUGUUACAGCCACAGCUCUCGUCCUCUCAGAUACACACUUUCAAGAGUGCGUUGUAUCAACUACUGAAGAAGAAUCCAAGGGAUGCAGCGGGUCGGAGCCUUCUCCACAUCGCCUGCUGUAGAAGCUUUAAGCUCAUGGACGGGUUUUCAGUGCCGGUGUCUAGCACUCCUAGAAAGACAGUCAUCGACCUCCUGCUGGACACGGUGCAGAUCCUUGCGCCACCGACAGGAGGAGCAACACGCCCCUCCACACGCUUGCCAAAAAAUGAGGAUUGCUCCAAGGGCAUGGUCGAGUCACUUUUGCGAGCCGGUGCUCACUUAGACGCCAUGAAUAGCCGAAGGCAGACGUUCUGGUCACUGAGGGGUUCCCGGGGACCUGUUCUUUCUAAGGCAAAGGUGCUGAGUCACACCUCUCUGCAAUGCUUAGCUGCCACUUGCAUUCGGGAACAUGGGAUUCCUUAUAAGGGUAUCUUACAUCCCCGACUUGAGAAAUUUGUUGACAUGCACUAA